GGAAUCAAAGCCUACAAGAAGAAAAUGGCAGUUGCUUUAUACAGACGGGAGACUAAGCAGAGGAAGAUUUGCUGAUUUUACCUCAUUUCUCAUUCCAACUAUGGGCCAAAAGCUGGGAAGCUUUUGGGGGAGAGCCGAAGGCAAGCAACACGUGCGAAAGAUAUGUGAUAAGAUAUUUGAUCAGUGCAUAGAAGGAAAUGAAAGCGGUCUUUUGGGAUUUAAUGAUCUUCACUGCGCUACAUUGUUGGUCUAUAAUGAAAUCAAUAAGAGUUUUCCUGGCCCUCACAAGGAACCCCCCUCUGCUGAAAUAGUUAGAAACAUGGUAGAGCAGCUUCUCGGUGCUCAAAAGCUUGAAGGGCUGGAUCGGGAACGGUUCUAUCUGUUGAUUUUGGAUUGGAUCUACAAAGAACUGCGCCUCUUUGCUGUAAACAAGUUCUUUCUAGCUCUUUUAGCAGCCCCUGCAAUGGCUGAAGCCACCAAAAACUCAGGCAAAAAGGUGCCCUGGGUUGAGAAAGUCAUAGAGAAGAUUCCAACUCCAAUUUUCAUCUCUGCAUACACUGUUGCACUUGUACUUCUCCAAGAUUUCAGCCUCUCUGUUUAUUAGAUUGCUUUAUUAGAUCGCUUUCGCAGUGAACCCAUGUUGGGGCUGAAAGGUCGAACCCAGUUGCAUCAGGUCCGUGUAUGCUCCAGUCAGUUGUAUUCGUCACGAACAUUUUACUUUGUAAUUUCUCAUCUGAUUCGUAACUAGUUCUUACGUCUUCCCUGUAAUUAUCUAUAUUGUCGAAAAUGCAUGCAUGCUUAUUGUUGAAAUUACUAGUUUGGGAC
Magnolia sinica is the source of this 825-nucleotide messenger RNA. RefSeq lists its product as uncharacterized. The transcript has 4 exons. The record is from RefSeq and is a predicted model, not a curated record. Bases 101 to 604 code for a protein of 167 amino acids. NCBI's taxonomy places the organism in Eukaryota, Viridiplantae, Streptophyta, Magnoliopsida, Magnoliales, Magnoliaceae.